Messenger RNA from Tigriopus californicus, 798 nucleotides. Its product is annotated as protein D2-like. The record is from RefSeq and is a predicted model, not a curated record. The transcript is spliced from 2 exons. NCBI's taxonomy places the organism in Eukaryota, Metazoa, Arthropoda, Copepoda, Harpacticoida, Harpacticidae. The coding region runs from base 115 to 669 and encodes 184 amino acids.
UCUCAGCAGGGCUUCAUUAAGGUUCUCACAUCGUACGUUUCCCAUCACACUAUGUUCGUUUGAUUUCGAGGCGAGUUGUGAGCAAUCAAGUUCAAUUCCAGUCGACCAUUCGGAAUGUUCCUGAGAACGUUCAUCGUUCAUUGUGCCAUCUCGUUAUCUCUGGGUUUGGCCUCAAAUUGGGAUGGAUUGGAACAGGACCUGGAUCUCGAUCUCUCGAACGUGGCCAAGUUGCAAGUACAAUUCGGAGGAAAAGGCGAAAUCUUGGAGGUGGAUUUAGGGAAGGAGAUCGCUUUGAAUCAAGUCCAACAAGAGCCGGAAAUCACUUUCGAGCCCGAAUCAGGAGCCAACUACACUCUAAUCAUGGUUGACCCAGACGCACCUAGUCGUAAGAAGCCAGUUGCCAGGGAAUGGCUUCAUUGGCUUAUGGUCGACAUUCCCGGGGCCAAUAUCAAGGCAGGAAAGGUGAUCACUUCAUUCAAUCCGUCUGGGCCUCCUGCCAGAUCCGGAUUCCAUCGGUAUGUUUUCAUGCUUUUUAAGCAAUCCUCCUCCUUGAAGAAUCUGAAGCGGAUCAGAACUAGACGCGGAUUCAAGGUGACCAAAUUCAUGGAGGACAAUGGACUGGGAAACACACCUGUAGCAGCUAACUUCUACAUAACUCAAAGGGCUUGAAGAAAGAAGAUUUCCAACAUGCGAGGAGCAAAAUUAUGCAUUUUGUAGUCUUUUUCUCCAACUAUUUAUGUACACUCGUCAAUGUCAAAGACUAAGACAAGGGUAAGAAAUAAAGUGCCCUCAGCCUUU